Habropoda laboriosa is the source of this 4931-nucleotide messenger RNA. RefSeq names its product citron Rho-interacting kinase-like. Gene Ontology annotation, molecular function: protein serine/threonine kinase activity. The record is from RefSeq and is a predicted model, not a curated record. Gene Ontology annotation, biological process: peptidyl-threonine phosphorylation; actomyosin structure organization. The transcript is spliced from 14 exons. The coding region runs from base 1 to 4860 and encodes 1619 amino acids. Gene Ontology annotation, cellular component: cytoplasm; cytoskeleton. Lineage: Eukaryota; Metazoa; Arthropoda; Insecta; Hymenoptera; Apidae.
AUGAGGACCUCGCAAAGUCCAACGGGACUGACGUCGACACGACUAACGAAGAAAAGGAAAACAAAAAGGGUGGAGAUCCGCUGGAAAACAAGAAAACAGUUGGAAAAAGAAUUGAGAAUUGCAAAAUGUGAUUUGGCCAUAAUGCGGAAGAGUCUGGGUGAUGAUAGAAAUGCUCCUGCAUUAGAAUUAGAAGAUCCUUCCAAAGAUGUCCCAAAAGAGUGCUCUUCUACUUUUGAAUUUAAGUUUCACAAGAAUCAUUCAUCUCAAUUUGAAAAAUUCUCUAAGGAAAAAAGUGAACUAGAGGCACAAUUAGGCAGCAAAAAGAAAGAGAUGCAGGAGAAACAAAAACAGAUAUUUGAACUACAGGAUAAAGUUAGUCAGAUGAUGCAGUUGGAAGUCCAACUUCAAGAGAAAACAAAAAGAUUGGAAGUAUUUAGUAAGGAGAGGGAUAUAUUUGAAAGAGAAUUAAUUGCAACAAGAUCAGAAUUGACUGGAAUAAAAAAGACACUGGAGCUAGAACGUCAAGAAAGAAGAGAUUUAGAAACUAGAGCUCUUUGUUUAAUAAAAGAUGCUAAACGUAAAUGGGAGAAUGCAGAGAAAGAUAAGGUUGCACAGCUGAAUAAGCAUAUUGAAUUGCAAACUGUAAGAAUUACAGAAUUGUGCACCAGCAAUAAUGAAAUGAGUUCAAGAUUACAAAGGACAGAAUGUGAACUUGAAACAGCAAAUGCUGAAUUACACAAACUUAGAGUAUUUCAGAUGCAAUAUAAAGAAUCAUUAGCCAAAACAAGAGAACUUAGUCGACAAAGUAUUCAAGGUGUUGAAACUAAACUAGAAGAAAUAGCCACAAGGUCACAUAAUCAGUUAGCUGAACUCAGAGCAAAAUUAGACUUGGAAAUAGCAAAAAAUACAGACUUAGAGACUAAAUUGAGAAAUGAACAAGAUUCCAAUCACUGCCGUCAGUCAAGACUGAAUGUUGCUUUAGAAUUAGGUCAAAAUGAACUGAAGGACUGUCAGGAACAGUUACGCAGUAUACAAGCUACAUUACCAGCCAGAGAUACUGAAAUAGUAGCUUUAAAAAAACAAUUGCAAGAAAGGUCAAAGCAACUAGAUAGUGCUAUAGCAUCAGAACAGAUGGUUACAACAAUGCAAGAACAAUUAGAGAUAUCAAAACUUGAAAAUGUACAGUUGAAACAUCAACUACAGGUAAUGAAAUCCGACCUGACUGAAACUAUGAUGAAUUUGGAACAGAGUGAAGUCCUAGCUUUAAAUUUCGAACAAGCAGCACAAGACAAAGCUACAUUACAAAAAAGGUUACAAGAUUCUCUUGAAAAAGAAGAAGAACAUUUACGUAAGGUUGGCAAUUUAGAAGAAUUGUUACGACGCUUAGAGCAGAGCGUCACUAAACUAGAAGCAGAGAAUGCCACUCUCAAAAUGGAAACCCAAACAUAUCCAGAUUCAAAUAUAAUGCCUAGAAAGAGUAUAAUUAAAACAGACACUCAUGUAGAAGAACAAGUACGGAAAUUAGAACAAGAGCUUCAAACGAUGAAAGAAAACGUAAAUGCGGAACGUCAGACCACGAAACAAGCACAGAUUAGUUUGUGGAAAAAGGAAAAAGAAUUAUCGGAUGCGAAUUUGGAUAAACGAAUCGCAAUAAGGGAAGGCAAAAAAACGGAAGAUAAAGUUAAAUCGUUACAAGAGGAGAAACAAAAAUUAACCGAAAGAUUAGAUAGCAAAAUAAAAGAGGAAGAAGAAAAAUCUAAAAGACUUCUUAAAGAACUAGAUAGUGCAAAGGCAUCAUUAAACGACAUUACAAGGGAAUCAUCUAGAAACAAAAUGCAAGCUGAUUCGGCUCAAAGGGCUCUAACUCAGGCUAACCACCAAAUAGAGGAGCUUCAAUCUUCCAGUGCUUCGCUACGUAGAGAAUUAGAUGCGACACGAAAGCAAGCAAGAGUAACUCAAGAUCGUUUUGACAGUCUAAAUGUUGAAAGUAGGUGUUUGUCUCAGAUGAUUGCAAAACAUACUGAAGAAAAGAUCGAACUGGAAUCUAAGAUCGAAAAAUUAGAACAAGAUAUCAAGGGUUAUGAACUAAACACUGAACUUCUAAAGGAAACAUGCACAGUACUGGAAGAACAACUUACAGAUUAUGAAAGAUUAACAAGCAAUCACGAGACGCGGGAAAAUUUACUUAUUCAAGAUAAAAUGAAGUUACAGAAAGAACUGGAAUCCAUUGAGGCAAAGCUCCGCGAAGCACAUUCCGCUCUAAACGAAGAGAGAUCACUGAGACUAGCUGCGGAACGAAAUAUAGAGAGGCUUGAAUCGGAGACGAGUGAUAUUGAGAGCGAAAGGAAUGGAUUAAUCGCUCAAAGAGAUCAGUACAAAAAACUUGUACAAGAAUUGAGCGGCCAGGUCGAAGAAUUGACUACCAAAUGCGGCGAUCUGGAAUGCGACCUUUCAGAAGUGAAGAGAGCCUUAGAAGUAACUAAGGCUGAAACGAGAGUCGUCAAAGAAGAAAGCAGUCAACACUUAACUAGAGUUCAUGAAUUAAAAGAGGCGAAUUUUGUACUUAUGAAUGAUUUACAGAGUAGUAUAGAUCAAGGUCAAGAACUUAGGAUGAGAAUUUCAGAAUUGGAGAGUAUUCUAGAGGAAAUGAGACAGUUUUACCAAGAAAGGGAAGUGAAAGCAGAAAGUACAAGACAACAGCAGACAAAAUUGAUAGAUUACUUGCAAUUCAAAUUAGAAGAAUGCAGUAAAAAGAAAAAGACGGUAUGUGAUAAAAUACUUGGUACUAAACAAAAGGAGAAUCUACCUCCCAGCGGCACUGGAAUGCCAGUUGGAUACCGUGAACUGGAGAAUCAAUUGGCAAAAGAACGUGCUAAAGUUAAAACGUUGACUGAUCAAUUAUUAGCUCUGAAAGCUGUGCAUGCCUCAACAUCUGCGCCUACAUCUCCAGCAGUGCCUGAUGUCAGAAAUACAAAUUAUAAUAUAGAACAAUCAGCCAGUUCAUUAACUAGGCGUUUGUCGCCACAGAGAUCUGGACACAUACCUCAUAGAUUCGAUGUUGGCUUGCCAAUGAGAGCUGGAAAAUGCUCGGCGUGUUUAGACUCUAUUCAGUUUGGGAAACGUGCCGCCAUUUGCAACGAGUGUCAAGUAAUGACGCAUUUGAAGUGUGCAGUUACUAUCCCAACCACUUGUGGUUUGCCUGGAGGUUACAAUAAAGAAUUUGGCAAAAAUUGGAGGAAUAGUGACGAAAAUUUAUCAUCGUUGUCUGGAAGCGUUCAGACAUUAGCUAUAGACCAACCGGACCAACCGGAGAAGCCUAACACAGAUGUGUGUGGUGCACAAAAUAAGAACGAUAAUGCAUCAAUGGAAAGUUGGGUAAAACUUCCAGAGCGAUCGAGAACUUGUUGGGAAAGAAAGUAUCUCAGAUUGGAGGGAACGUGUUUGUGUACUUACGAGCAUCAGCCGCCUCCCGGAAUGGCACCAAUAAAUCGCCUAGAUCUAAUAAAGAAAGACGGAUUCAGCGUGGUAGAUAACGUAUACCAACCCGAUGUAAUAGGAACGGCGAAGUCGGACUUGCCGUUUAUUUUUAGAGUAGAAUCUAACUCAUCGACAACUUGUUGGCCGACAUCGCGUUUAGAUAUCAUGGCUUUGAGCCAAGCCGAUAAAAAAAAUUGGCUAAAAGCCUUGAAAUCUGUUACUAGUCAAAAUCAUUUGAGUAAUGUUCAUAAGAAUAAAAAAUAUCAGACUAUAUUAAGACUAGAAAAACAUCAAUUGGAUUUAAAUUGUGCUAUAAAUUUAACUGAAGAGAACGUGCUUCUACUGGGUGCUGAAGAGGGUUUGUUUUCGUAUUGCGGUGGUAAAUCGCGAACCCUCACUGCCAUUCGUGGAGUGAAGAGAGUGCAUCAAUUAACCUUACACCCUCAUUUGGGAAUAGCUUUAAUGAUAGCUGGUGAAAAUAGGCAAUUAGUAUCAUGUAGUCUACGACAAUUGAAAAGUAACGCGGUGGCCGCCGAAUGCUCGAGGCCGGCCAUUAAUACGAAGGCUGUUUUAACUGGAGCUGAUAGCUGCCAUUUAUACCAGUUGCAAAAGGAAAUGCUUUGUGCAGCAACAGCAUCUCACGUAAUAUUGCUUAAAUGGUACACUGAAGAAGAGUCUGGGGAAUUCAUUGGAGUUCGAGAAUUAGAGACAUCUGAGCCAUGUAGUUGUGCCAUAUUUGCUCAAAACGUUCUCAUAGUAGGAUGUAAUAAGUUUUUCCAAAUCGACCUAAAAAAUUAUUGCGUCGAUGAAUUUCCAGAAGAAGAUGAUAGCUCAGUCAAAGCUGCGCUAUCAGGAGUAGCUAAACUAGGCAUUUUCCCAGUGUGCGUUCUGAACGUUUCUCUUGUACCUGAAAAGGUAGAGCUGUUGCUUUGCUAUAAUGAGUUUGGAAUGUUUGUGAACGAAAGUGGCCAAAGAACUCGAAACAUCGAUCCGACUUGGAAUCAUCUACCUUUUGCUUUUGCUUUCCGUAAACCAUAUUUGUUUAUCAUACAUUUUUCAUCCGUGGAAAUCGUGAAACUCGACCAAGAUGCGUAUACUACAGCGACAAAUCCAGAACGAAUUUUAAUCGAGUUAUCUAGCCCUCGUUAUUUAGGACUGGCUGGAUCGAAAGGAAUCUAUGUAGCAACUGUAAAUUCCUUCCUAGAAUUAUUGAAAAUGGAAGGUCCUUCGAAUAUACCACAGUUAAAUGGCAGUCUCACAAGUUUGAAUACUAUGGAUCAAGAUGAUGACAGCAGUUCGGAGUUCAGUUUCACUUCAAGCUUAAUGGAGGCUUUAGAUGGUCAAGGAAAAAAAGUACAUUUUGCUGGCGUUUCCAAAUAUUAAAAUAUUUUGAUAUUAGAACUAAUGGAAUGUUCUAUUUUUUAUACGAUUGUAGGAAUUGCAAAAGAACUGAG